AUGGGUUCUCUAUCUUACACUUUAUUAUUGUUUUUUGUUUUUGUAAUAUAUAGUAAUAAUAAUAUUUUAUUUUCAAAUGGUGAAGUUUUAAAUGAAACCGAAUAUAAUUGUGCAUAUAAUAUUAUUAACCGAUAUUUCCCAGUACAUGAGGAUAAAUUAAAUUAUUUUAAAUAUGAUAACGUAACGGGAAAAUAUGAUUUUUGCACCUCAUUGUCCUAUCAAAAAGCUUCUUUCAACUGUGUAUACCAGCAAGUUACUUCAAUUAUAUUAAAACUUUCAACUGUUCCAGAUUUACCAUUAACCAGUUCAGAUUUUAGCUGUUUUAGUAAUAUUUAUAGUUUUUCAUUUGAAAAACUAAGAUUUGAGGAUAAUUUCAUAAAUAAUGCUUUUACUACUGGCCGAUCCAUAUCAUUUUCAUCACUUGACAGUCCAACAAUUUUAAACUUUGGGACUGGUACUUUCAAAAAUUUUAAUCAAUUUUAUAUCGGAGCUCUAUAUCCAAAUAUUAGCAAAACAUAUUCUUUAUCACAAGUUGCACAAGUUAAUAAUUUUUUUAUUAUUUUACAAUUAGAUCAAAGAGAAUUUGGUAGCUCUGAUAUAGAUUUCAUAGAGUAUACCAAUGAUGUCUCAACUGAUCCAAAAACCAAAAUUUUUAUUUCACCUGUUUCUGUUCUUCCAGAUUUAAGUAGAUUUACUUUAAAUUCAUGUACACUUUAUUUAUAUCCAAAUUUCCAAGUUGACUCCUUUUCUAAAUUAUCAACAUAUACAAAUAUUAAAUCUCUCUCGAUAACAAGUUACUCAUCACCGUUAUUGGCAUUUCCAGAAUUUCCAUCUAAUAACGUUUUUAAUAGUUUCUCUUUAGGUUCAAAAUUUCUUAAACCAAAUAGUUUAAUUAGUUUAGCUAGUUUCCAAAGUGCAUCCGAAAUUUCUUUUUCUCUUGUGGGAAGAGAUUUUCAUAUUGACCAAAAAGUUCCAUUUACCGACUUCCCAUCAAGAUAUUCAUCUUUUUCAUUUUCAAAUGGAAAUAUUAAAAAUAUUCCGCCAUAUGACUCAUUUGGUUCAAACAUUACCAAAAUCAUUUUAGCAGAUAAUUUAAUGACUGGUGGACUCCCAGUAUAUAAAAAAGAAUAUGGAUUAAAAACAUUGAGUUUGAUUCAUAAUCAAUUAACUGGAACCAUAGAUAAAUCAUAUUGUAUGAUCGAAAAUUUUUUUUUUAUGAACAAUAGUUUCAGUGGUGAAGUUCCAUCAUGUUUUACUUGCCAUUCCGACAUUUUAGGUGAUUUAAGUUUAAUGUUUAACAAUUUUACCAAUGUAUCACCAAAACCACCUUGCACCACGAUAAUUUUAAAUGCCGAAACUUUAGGUGGAGGAAAUUAUAUUUUAUAUGGUGAGGAUAUUGGAUUCAGUGCAUCAAAUUUCAAAGUUUAUUCAGAUGGCUCUAGUGUCGCAAUUUCAAAAUCAAUUUCUAUUCUUCCAAAUAAUUUAAUUCAAUUCCAAACAACUUUAAGCAAUUAUACAUCCUUUACCAUAAAUUAUAUAAACACUGUACCACCCAUAUAUAUUGAUGUUGUAGUUAAUAAUCAAAUUGCUCCUGAGAUUGAAAAUAUUAUAAACAACGAUAAUGAAGGAUCAUUCACAUUGCAAGGAAGAUAUUUUUCAAACAAUAGAAGUGCUCUCUAUGUUCAAAUUGGUGGUAAUGAUUGUAAUAUUCAAACAUCAACAUUUUCUCAAAUUAAUUGCCAUGUUGCCAACUAUGAUGGUCUUAGCAGAAAUUUAACAGUAUUUGUUAAAAUGGUAGAUCAAGUCUCUGGCAUAAUGUUAGAUCCAGUAUCGACAAAUGACCACUAUGCUUCAUCCAUUUACAUUGCUAAACCAGAUACCGAUAAUAAAAGUAUUGCUACCAUUAAAGGUUGGUUUGGUGAUACCCAUCAGGGUUUGUCUAUUGCCAUUGGUGAUAAAAAAUGUGAUCCCCAAGAAAAUAAUAGUACAACCAUUAUCUGUACAUUUAAUUAUGGCGGUUCAGGUAUAGUUUCAUUAAACAUCACUCAGAAUCAAAAGGUGUGGAUCGGCAAAGACUAUUAUUCAUAUCCAUUGCAAACAAAGCCAUGUCCAAAUGGUUGCUCAAAAAAUGGUGUAUGUUCUAAAGGUGAAUGCCAAUGUUAUGAUGGUUAUUUCGGAUUUGAUUGUGCUUCAAAAACUACCGAUGAUAAUGAAUUACCAAAAUCAAAUCUAACAGUAGGUGAGGAUUCAGGUUCCAUCUCAAUCAAUAAUCAAAAAACCAAUUUCGAUAUCUCUAUUGUCCGAUUACUCGAAACUGACUUAAUUGGUAAUGUAGUAAGAAAUUUUUCACUAAAAACCAACUGGGAUACUGAAAAGAAUGAAAAUCAAAAUACUUGGAAAUUCUCUCAAGUUUUAUUUGACAAUUCAUCCAUUGUAUACUAUGUAGAAAAAUCAGACUCGAGAAAACCAAUGUCCUUUGCCGGUGUAGAUUUUACAUUAGAAAAAGACUCUGUUAAAACUAGAGUAGAAAUUACCAAUUACAAGUACCAAAGCACAUUAAACACAUUGCAAUUAAUUUUAGAAUCAUCAGUAAGUUUACUCGAUAACACCAAUGAAAAUAACAAUGAAUGUAAUGAUAAAUCAGUAAAUAUCGACUCCAACAACACCAAUUUCAUAACCAUCAAAAAGGAUGGAAAGAAGUUGUAUUCAAGAAUCAUUGACCACAUUCUUUCAGAUGAUAGACCCAAUUUUAUGAACACUAAAAUUAUUCAUCAAUCCAGCUCAUCAUUAACUUUAAGUUUAAAUUUACCACAUUGCAUAAACUGUAUCAUUGAUCCAGAUUUCUCUGUAUUAUUAUCAUCAGAUUACAAAUCUUCAUGCAAAUCUAAAAGUUAUAUUUUACCAGUAGCCAUCGUUGUACCAGUUGUAGGGGUUGCUUUAAUAGUAACCACAGUCCUUUUAAUAAAACACAAACAAGGAUCUGCUCUCUUAAAAAUGAAAUUAUCCAGUUUCUUUGGUAGAAAAUAUUAA
Molecule: messenger RNA, 3030 nt
Organism: Dictyostelium purpureum
Lineage: Eukaryota; Evosea; Eumycetozoa; Dictyosteliales; Dictyosteliaceae
Exons: 6
Coding region: 1-3030 (1009 amino acids)
Source: RefSeq, a predicted model, not a curated record